CGAGGAGCACGGAAGCGAAACGAAAAAUAUAAGGGAGACGAGACGACGCCGCGGAAAUAUUCUAGAGCCCUCGCGAUCCCUCACGAGCUGAACCUUCUCCAACUCUCCCCACUCCCCUCAGUUUUAAUCCAGCCGGCGCGCAACCGCUGCUGCUGCAGCAUCCCGCAUCCGCAGACCGCAGUUCGGCACGGAGACCCGCCGCCAUUGCGACCCGACCCGAUUCGCGGUGCGAUUCUGAGACCACGCCGCCGAGCGAGGGGUGAGAGCGGAGCGUCCCGGCGCGCGGUGGCCUGGAGGAGACGGCCAUGGACGCCGCGGCGGCAGUGCUGAAGCGGAAGGUCGCGGAGGCGCCGGAGCCGUGGGCCCCCGCCCCCGCCACCAAAAUCCGCCGAUUCGACGCGGAGGUGCCGCCUGUCGAGUCCGGCGUGGGCGCGCCGCUUGCUGUGCCCGGCGCGGGCGUGCCGCCGCCGCAGCAGGCUUUCGGGGUGGAGGCGGCGCCGGCCGUGGACGCCACGCUGCCGUCGUUGAAGAGGAAGGGCGCGGAGGGGCCGCAGCCGUGGCUCGACGUCGACGGGGUCCCUGCACCCGCCACUAAGAUCCGGCGACUGGACGCGGAGGUGCCGCCCGUCGAGGCCGCUGUGAGCGCGCCGCUCGUCGAGCCCGGCGCGAGCGUGCCGUUCGUGGCGGAGGGGGUGCUGAUGAGCGGCGACGUGGCGCCACCGGCGGUGAACGACGAGCGGGCGAUCGUGGUGUACCAGCCCGCCGAGGCCGCGCGCAGCCUCCUGCAGGGCCCGCUCCGCCCGGCGCCUUCUCUCCACGUCAGCCCCGACUGGAUCCACGGGCUCAGGACAGGCACCAUGCUGCAGGAGGCGAGCAACUACAGGGCUCUGCUCGAGGAGCUGGCCGCCAGGGACGAGAACCUCAACCUGGCCGUGGUCCCGUGGGCGCCCGCCCAGGUCCACGCCCAUGCCGCCUCCAGGUCCGCGGCGACGGCCGACGAGAUGGUGGACGCUGAUCAGGACGGCGACGGCGCGUCCAUGGAGGUCGAGCACCAGCCCACGCCCCCCGCAGCUAGCGUCGCGCUGCAGGGUGAGGCGUUCCACCACCACCAGCAGCAGCAGCAGUGGCCGCCGCAGCACUGCGUGGCGCCGCAACAGGUGCAGCUCCCGGCGGCGAGCUACCAGCCCAGCCCGGUCACGUGGUCGUGGUGAACGGCGCGAAUCAGAGCAGGAAAGACGUGCUAGUGAAUAGCGAUUAGGAUACUUGCUCCGGUUGCUCUGCUUGAUUUUUGGGCUGUGGAAAGCGUGAGCCGCCGAGCAGAGGAUGUGAUUUUGGGAAAUCCUGCCACACGUUUUCCGCCCGAGGCGACGAUGGUGGCACUGUGCUCGCUGGCCUGCUGGGAUCUCGGCGAAGUGGCGGCGCAUUCGAUCAUCAUGUUGAUACCUCUUUCUCGUCAAGCCAACUGAUGUUUUCUUUUCAAGUUUGAAAAAGGCCUACGACCCUAUGUAA
Panicum virgatum (switchgrass) is the source of this 1509-nucleotide messenger RNA. RefSeq names its product protein transport protein SEC31-like. Lineage: Eukaryota; Viridiplantae; Streptophyta; Magnoliopsida; Poales; Poaceae. Bases 306 to 1211 code for a protein of 301 amino acids. The transcript has 4 exons. The record is from RefSeq and is a predicted model, not a curated record.